Linnemannia hyalina is the source of this 1365-nucleotide messenger RNA. Lineage: Eukaryota; Fungi; Mortierellomycota; Mortierellomycetes; Mortierellales; Mortierellaceae. The record is from the annotation of a GenBank genome assembly.
AUGGAUCGCAACACCGUCCACCUGUACGAGGCACUGGGGGUGCCAAAGACCGCCACCCAGGACGAAAUCAAAAAGGCAUACAGACGGUUGGCUCUGAGAUAUCACCCUGACAAGGUCAACGUCGCCGAGGUGCCAGACCAUGAAACAAGAUUCCGAGAUAUCGCCGCAGCCUAUGAAGUCCUGAGCGAUCCCAAGAAACGCCAGGUUUACGACAAAUACGGCAUGAUGGGAGUACAGAUGGCAGGCACAGAGAUCGGAGCACAGUUGAUUGAGAUCGAGAGUCUUCUUUGCUCGCUCUUCCUUGCUGCCUCGAUUAUUUUCGUUCUCGCCAUUAUCUUCUUCAGCUUCUUGACUGUGCGGGUCGACGGCAAAGUCAACUGGAACUACUCGGUCGUCUUUAUUCCUCUCUGGAUUCUGGAUGCAACUCUGGCCUUUAUGGUCAUCAGUCAGCUUCUUCGACCAGUCGAAUCGGACGAUGACGAUGACGAGGACCACGAGGAUAACGAGGAUGGCGCAUCGAGAGGAGGCAGUCAGGAUGAGCGCAAGGCUCAAAAGCUGAAGGAGAAGAAGAGCGCCAAGGUCAGGGGAGGCCUAUUUUCCUUGUUCAUUGUUGCCCUGUUGACCGCAUUCCAGGUCUUGAUCGUCAAGAGAGCCAACGACACUUCCAGCAUCUCGGGGCCAGCUAUUUUUGCACCUUACUUUGUUCUGGAGGCGAUCAUGUUACUCUCGUCUCUCCUCUACACCUUCAUGGCCCUCAAGGUCGCUGGACAGGCUGAUGUCACUGGCAAGGGCAAAUUGACGAUUGUGUUCUCAUCGCUCUGGUGGAAUGUGAUCCGAAUUGUUCAGGCAGUUUUGAUUAUGCUCCGCAUCGACGACAAGAUCACUUGCUCCUGGGGCGUCGUCUUUAUCCCCCUGUACUUGGUCGGCAUCAAGUACCUUCUCCAGAUCAUCAUUGGAUACAGGACCUUCUCUCAGAUGCAGAACCUCGAAAUGAAGCAGCAGGGACAGUCGCUCAUGGUCGCUGGAGGCGUAGUCUUUGCGAUUGUAGGAUCUCUCUCGUACGCUCUGAUCGGACUUUUGGCAGCAAGAUUGGACGGCCAUGCUUAUGCCGUGUCGCAUGUCUUGAUUCCCGUCUUCAUUGUCCUCUCCAUCCUGUUGUGCUGCUCGGGAUGUUGCUUGCCCUGCCUGCUCCUGGCCAGCACUGCAGGAGGUGAUGAUGAUAUGGAACGCGAUGGAGCCCAGAUCCGCCUGGUCUCGCCCAACCUUCGCAUCGAGAACGGAAACCUAUCCUCGGCAUCAGGCACUUCUUCGGCAUCGUCGAGACGCUUUGGCCGCCGAUCCAACAACAACAGUAGCCAAUCUUAG